GUAAAGCCUACCAAAAAUGAACAAUCUGAGUUUGGCGUUCAAUUUGCUGAGGCAGCGUCUGGCACUCACAGCGACACCUGUGCGCCAUUAUGCGGUCAAGCCAGCUGCCGCGGGAGCAGCGGGCAAAAAGAAGAAGCUUGGCAAGCUAGGACCCAUAAUGGAGAAGAAAGUCUUGCCCGUCGAAACGGACGCCAACAAAUUGGUGAGCUACGUCUGCGGCAGCAACUACAUGAAAACCGGCGAGGACAUCAAGCUCAAGCCGGACGCUGAGUACCCUGACUGGCUGUGGACCCUUAAUACCGAACGCAUUGUGCCGCUGGAAGAGCUGGACCCAAACACUAAACAGUACUGGCGCCGCCUGCGCAAAAUGGCGCUGCGACGCAACAAUCAAUUGUCCAAGCUGAAAAAGUUUUAAGUGAGGUAUUUAUUUGAAGCUAGAUGCUGGCCACACUUUUAGCUUGGCCUUCAAUUUCUUGUUUAAAUAAAUCGUGAAUCGUAGUCGCCGUUCUCGAGUCAACCGAGAAUUCAUUCUAUUUGCCUUGCUGUUGGUGCAAGAAUAAACA
Messenger RNA from Drosophila novamexicana, 563 nucleotides. It is a transcript of the gene mRpL54, whose product is annotated as 39S ribosomal protein L54, mitochondrial. Lineage: Eukaryota; Metazoa; Arthropoda; Insecta; Diptera; Drosophilidae. The record is from RefSeq and is a predicted model, not a curated record. The coding region runs from base 17 to 415 and encodes 132 amino acids. Gene Ontology annotation, molecular function: structural constituent of ribosome. Gene Ontology annotation, cellular component: mitochondrial large ribosomal subunit. The transcript is spliced from 3 exons.